This is a messenger RNA of Heterotrigona itama, 432 nucleotides long. NCBI's taxonomy places the organism in Eukaryota, Metazoa, Arthropoda, Insecta, Hymenoptera, Apidae. The record is from the annotation of a GenBank genome assembly.
AUGAAAUGGCUACAUAAUGAAAUGGCACACGAUGACGGUUUGGACGGUCUCGUGUGUACGAGAAACAGAAUCGGGAUCCGUUGUCAUCCUGCGGAGGUCGCGACGAGGGAAAAGUUCGUGCACUUUUCCUCGCAGAAUCGAAUUUCCUGUUGCCAGUCUAGGCGCAAGCGCUAUUCGGCUCUUAUCUGGCAAAAGGGAGGCGCGGCUAUAACCAUGGAUCCCAGUGUACUCGCUAACAUGGACAAGGACGCACUGAAGAAGCAGAUCGAGAACAUGAAGUACCAAGCUGAUAUGGAACGGUGGCCCCUGUCGAAGAGUAUUGUCGCGAUGAGGGAAUACGUGGAAGAGAAUGAAAAGACUGAUCCACUGAUACACGCGCCCGACAAGAAGAACAAUCCCUGGGCCGAGAGAGGCAAAUGCAUAAUCAUGUAA